This is a messenger RNA of Trichoplusia ni (cabbage looper), 1418 nucleotides long. RefSeq lists its product as uncharacterized. Lineage: Eukaryota; Metazoa; Arthropoda; Insecta; Lepidoptera; Noctuidae. The transcript has 4 exons. The record is from RefSeq and is a predicted model, not a curated record. Gene Ontology annotation, biological process: signal transduction. Gene Ontology annotation, molecular function: protein binding. The coding region runs from base 216 to 1334 and encodes 372 amino acids.
UAAACUGUCAAAACAGUUUUACGAAAACAAGGAAAAUCAAAGUAAAAAUUCAGUCAUCGAAAGAAUCUUGCGCAUGACGUGAUUGUCAGGUGUUUGAUUACACUUCUGGGGAUUUCACAAAUAACUGUUGUUUGUCUUAACAAUGCGAUAGCUGAAAAUUGUAGUGUACUGAACGGUUCUUUAGUGUAAACGAUAAAAAUAAGAAUAUAGCAAAAAUGGACAUUUUAAAGGAUUAUGAAGAUGCUGACACGAUUAGCAUAGAUACUCUAGCUUUGGAACAAAUGGUUCUUCAAGAAAGAGCAAAUGAAAUAAAAGCAUUAAAUGAUUUAAGCAAGAAAGUGAGAUUCCUACACACGGAUUUGGUAUAUUAUAGACACCCAAAAUCUGAAAUGGGUGCAGCAUGUUAUUUACUGUGGAAAAACUUGAUCAAAAAAGUAGGUGGAACUCCAAACGGAUGGCGAGAUUUAGGCAGUUCUUUGGGUAUCACACAAGAUGAUUUAGAUUACAUAAUGCACUCAGUAAAAGAUGACCCAGUUGACAUGGUAUUAAAAGUAUUCAGACAAAAUGAUAAUGCUACAAUAGACAAAAUAGUUGAUGUCUUCAUUAAACUGAAUCGGUAUGACAUACUGAAAUCAAUAGAAGAGCCACUGUGUAAAAUAACUCAGUAUUUUAAUAAAGAUGACAGUGGUUAUCAAAGCAAGAGUUCUGAACAAAGGGGCAUAGUGAGUCUGAAGAAUCUGCCCAAUGACUUGCCCGCAGCUUUGAAUAAAAAUAUAGUCAAAGAUAAAGGUCCUAAUAAGCCAAAACAACCAUCAUUACAACCGUCUGCAACUACCCAUGAGUCUAUAGAAAAGGAUAGCCCAGUUCUAUUCUUGACUUACACAUAUGAUGGAAUACCAACUGCAAUAAAUAUACAAGAGUAUGUUGAGAAUUGGGUGGAUGUCCCUAAUGUUAAAGUUAUAACUUUGAAUAACAAAAAGGAUGAAUUAUAUCAGAACCCUGAAAAGUAUAUCCGAGAAUACUUUGAAAGUGCUGAUAUUAUCAUACCAAUAAUAACUACAGGAUAUUUAGAUGAAAUCAAGUCACAUAAUCCUACUGUUCCCAACACUUCUGACAACUUAGACCAUAAAUAUGCAAAUUUUAUUUAUAAUUUGAUAGUCAAUCACUAUAUUUAUGCUACUGGAUGUCUCAACAAAAAAGUAAGAAGUGUUUUACCACAAAAUUCCAAUGUUGAUUUGUUUCGUCGCAUAGUACUCUAUCCAGACUUGAUGCCAUGGACUUAUGAAACUAAUUUUGAUGAACAAUUCAAGGCCUUUUUGAAGACCAAUGCCUAGUAUGAAAACAUAUCAUGUUAUUUUUUUUAUCAUAAGAGUAUGUACCUGACAUCAUUGGUGUAAAUAAAUUGCAUUUUAAAUUAA